AUGCGCUUCACGGCCGAGCACGAGUGGGUCAAGUUUGACGAUGCGUCCAACAUUGGCACGAUGGGCAUCACCGACUACGCCCAAAAGAGCCUCGGCGACGUCGUCUACGUCGAGCUGCCCAGCGAGGGGAGCGAGGUCAAGCAGGGCGAGCAAAUCGGAGCCGUCGAGAGCGUCAAGGCGGCCUCGGACAUCUAUUCGCCCGUGACGGGCGUGAUCAAGGAGGUCAACUCCAAGCUGUCCGACGAGCCGGGCCUGCUCAACAAGUCGCCCGAGGACAACGGAUGGCUGUGCAAGAUCCAGCUUUCGAAGCCGGCCGAGUUCGAGGUGCUCCUCGACGGCGAGGCGUACAAGAAGCUCAGCGAAGACGCCUGA
Messenger RNA from Acaromyces ingoldii, 372 nucleotides. RefSeq names its product glycine cleavage H-protein. The coding region runs from base 1 to 372 and encodes 123 amino acids. Lineage: Eukaryota; Fungi; Basidiomycota; Exobasidiomycetes; Exobasidiales; Cryptobasidiaceae. Gene Ontology annotation, biological process: glycine decarboxylation via glycine cleavage system; protein lipoylation. The record is from RefSeq and is a predicted model, not a curated record. The transcript is spliced from 3 exons. Gene Ontology annotation, cellular component: glycine cleavage complex; cytoplasm; mitochondrion.